Molecule: messenger RNA, 1379 nt
Organism: Galleria mellonella (greater wax moth)
Lineage: Eukaryota; Metazoa; Arthropoda; Insecta; Lepidoptera; Pyralidae
Gene: ATPsyngamma
Product: ATP synthase subunit gamma, mitochondrial
Exons: 7
Coding region: 125-1012 (295 amino acids)
Biological process (GO): proton motive force-driven ATP synthesis
Molecular function (GO): proton-transporting ATP synthase activity, rotational mechanism
Source: RefSeq, a predicted model, not a curated record
UAGGCGUAUCCAAUUUUAUUUUUGUUGCUGACAUCCCUACUAGAUUAGACGUUUCGUUUUCGACCAGCGACAUUUUUCGUCGGCUGGUGAUCUUGACCAAAAAACCCAAUUAAAAACCGCGAAGAUGUUGGGUCGCGUAGCGCCAGCCGCCGCCCAGGUGACCGCUGUGGUCAACCUACAGCAAAAUAGGAAUAUGGCGACUCUAAAGUCCAUUUCCAUUCGUCUAAAGUCAGUAAAGAAUAUUCAGAAGAUUACCCAGUCCAUGAAGAUGGUGUCAGCUGCCAAGUACACUCGUGCUGAGCGUGAGCUGAAGGCAGCCCGCCCCUACGGAGAGGGUGCUGUCCAAUUUUACGAGAGGGCUGAGGUAACCCCUCCAGAAGACGAAAACAAGCAAUUGUACAUUGCUAUGACUUCUGACAGAGGUCUGUGCGGCGCGGUACACACUGGUGUGUCCAAGGUGAUCCGUACGCGGCUCAGCGAGCCCGGCGCCGAGAACAUCAAGGUCAUCUGCGUCGGGGACAAGUCGCGCGCCAUCCUGCAGCGGCUCUACGGCAAGCACAUCAUCUGCGUCGCCAACGAGAUUGGUCGUUUGCCGCCCACUUUCACUGAUGCCGCGAAGAUUGCGUCCGCCAUCUUGUCGUCUGGCUACGAAUUCGGUUAUGGCAAGAUCGUUUACAACAAGUUCAAGUCUGUCGUGUCGUAUGAGCAGUCCAACCUGCCGCUCUUCAGCCAGAAGUCUGUUCAGUCCGCCCCAAAGCUGGCGACUUACGACUCUUUGGACUCCGAGGUCAUCCAGUCCUACAUGGAGUUCUCUCUCGCCUCGAUGUUGUUCUAUGCUCUGAAAGAGGGCGCUUGCUCCGAGCAGUCUGCUCGGAUGACCGCUAUGGACAACGCUUCCAAGAACGCCGGAGAGAUGAUCGAUAAACUGACUCUCACAUUCAACAGGACUCGACAGGCCGUGAUCACCAGGGAGCUCAUUGAGAUCAUCUCCGGUGCCGCUGCUUUGGAUUAAAGCAUUAUUUAUUUAUCACAAUUCAAUAUUCAACCCCACUUAAUCGAUCGUAAAACUUUUGGUAUUUAUUUCCCGUGAUGGGAACAUGUAUUUAUGAUUUAAAACCAUAUAAAUAACAUGGUUUUUUAUCUCUGUUCAUUAAUAUAUUUAUUACUGCCGUUCUAACGCAAUCAAUAGGAAAUGUAUAAUACUGUGCCGACAUUCCCAAAUGAGUGUUCGUAGUUUAUCCGUAAAAACACGCAUUUAUCGCUCACUGGCUUGAACACCUUUUACCGAUGCUCUGGGACACUCGUUCGAUUCCGAUGGUUUGGAAAUACGUUAUGUAAGGUAUACAGUGGUGGUUAGCAAUAAAGGUUUUGUUUAGAUA